ACACAGGGAAAUUUUCUCGUCUUGAUAUCUCCCUGGUUUGUAGGCCAACACGGAUACUGUUUUACUUUAAAGGUGUCUGCGGUGCAAAAACACCACAGAAAACUGGAUACGCACAGGACGUCAAGCAUCCUCUAGGACGGCUUUUCCGGACGCAGUACGUGUACUGUACGACUUGGCUUGAGAAUCGACCAUGGAUCUGGACGCGGUUCAUGAUGUGAAUUCCUUCGGUGACCAGACGAUGAUGCCUGUUCACAAUAACAUCUUGGAAGAAAAUAUGCCUUAUGAAGCUGCCUUUAGUUAUGAUGAAUUGUUCCCAUCCCUCCCUGAAAAUGAAAUGAAACCAGAAGCACCAUCUGUUGAUAUGGGACAAUGGACGCAGAAAAUGAAAGUGAAGUCUUCAGUUAUUACUCAGGUUUUCCGUGUGCCUGUAGAAGAGCGCAAGUUUCGGGACAUGAAUAGCCAGCGUUUUGGUGAACAAGGGGAACAAGCAAAAAUCUGCAGUGACAUCAUGCAGAAAACUGGUGCGCAUAUUGAAAUAAGUUCAUCCAAAGAUCAGAGCCUCACCAUCUUGGUCACUGGAAAGGAAGAAGCAGUACUUAAAGCACGUCGGCUCAUUGUAAAAGAACUCCAAACGCAGGCUGUUGUUGCGAUUCCAAUUCCUAAAGAACAUCAUCGUUAUAUUCUUGGCAAGGGUGGUAAAAAAUUGACUGACUUGGAAUUGAGUACUGCAACUAAAAUCAGUGUACCGCGCCCAGAUGAAAAUUCGGACUUAAUCAGGAUUUCUGGUACUAAAGAGGGUAUCGACCGGGCUCGGCAUGAAAUUCAAUUAAUAUCAGAUGAACAGAGUAAACUGGCAUUUGAACGUUUGAAUAUUUCAAAAAUGUAUCAUCCUUUCAUCUUUGGGCCUUUUAAUGAAACUCUGAAUCAAAUAAUCAAUGAAACUGGCGCUAGAGUCAAUAUUCCUCCUGCUUCUGUAAUGAAGGAUGAACUUACCAUUGCUGGAGAAAAAGAAUCUGUUGCUCAAGCAAAGGCGAAAAUCUUGGAUAUUUAUGAAGAAAGGAAAAAAAAUUGUCAGCAUGUUUCAGUUGAAGUUCCUAAAAAUCAGCAUAAAUAUAUAAUUGGGCCUCGUGGACAAACCAUUCAAGAAAUUUUGCAAGAAACUGGAGUUUCAGUUGAAAUGCCCCCACCAGAUGUUCAAUCAGAUACCAUUACUUUAAGAGGUGAACAAGCUAAAUUGGGACCUGCUUUGACUUUGGUUUAUUCUAAGGCUAAUAGUGUUAAAACUGAACAUUUGGAUGUUCCUAGCUGGUUACAUAAAUACAUUAUUGGAAAGAAGGGCGCAAAUAUCAAACAUACAACCCAAGAUCUUUCAAAGGUUCAAGUUGACUUUAUGGAUGAAAGUAUUAAAGUUGAAGGCCCACCUGAAGAAGUUUAUGAGGCAUGCAAAAGAUUAAGAGAAAUGAUUGAUAACUUAAGAAAACAAGUGGCAUAUGAAGAAAUAAAAGUAAAUCCAGCCUUCCAUCGCCAUAUUAUAGGGAAGAGUGGCUCAAAUAUUAAUAGAUUAAAAGAAGACACUAAAACAUUGAUCAACAUUCCAACGGAUAGCGAUAGUGAUGUUAUUCGCAUUGAAGGACCACCAGAAGGAGUUGCUCAAGUUAAAAAAGAACUUUUAGAAAUGGUCCAUAAAAUGGAAAAUGAAAUCAACAGAGAUCUUGUAAUAGAACAGCGCUUCCAUCGCAAUAUCAUUGGUGCCAAAGGUGAAAAGAUAAGAGAAAUUAGAGAUAAAUUUAACCAAGUAAAUAUUACCUUCCCUGAACCUGGUUUGAAAAGUGAUAAAGUUACUAUCCGUGGACCAAAGUCAGAUGUGGAUGCCUGCUAUAAAUAUUUACAUCGCAUGAAUGAGGAAAUGAAAUUAACUAACUUCAGUGUUGAGGUACCAAUUUAUAAGCAAAAUCACAAAUUCAUUAUUGGAAAAGGUGGAGCGAAUAUUAAAAAGAUAAGGGAUGAAACAAAUACCAGAAUAGAUCUUCCAGCUGAAGGAGCAGAAUCGGAUGUUAUUGUCAUUCGUGGUCGUAGAGAAGAUGUUCUGGCUGCUAAAGAGAAAAUUCUUGCUAUUCAAGAGGAACUGGAUAAUGUUAUCACUCAAGAAAUCAUGAUACCUGCAAAAUUACACAAUUCAAUCAUUGGCACAAAAGGCAAACUCAUUCGGGCUAUUACUGAAGAAUGUGGGGGUGUUACCAUUAAGUUUCCUACUGGAGGAACUGGCAGUGAUAAAGUUUCUAUCCGUGGACCAAAGGAAGAUGUUUUGAAAGCAAAGAAGCGUCUUCUGGAAAUUUCAAAUGAAAAGCAACUUGUUGGAUUUACUGCUGAAAUUAAAGCAAAUCCAGAACAGCACAAGUUUUUGAUUGGCAAAAAUGGAGUUAACAUCAAGAAAGUUCGUGAAAAGACAGGAGCAAGGAUUGUUUUCCCUAAUGAAAAUGAUGACGAUAAGAAUACCAUAACUAUCAUUGGUAGAAAGGAAGAGGUUGAAGCAGCUAAAGCAGAAUUAAAUAGCAUUAUUGAGCAAUUGCAAAACACUGCUGAAUUGACUAUGGAUAUUGAUCCUAAACAUCAUCGCUACUUUGUUGCAAGAGGUGCUGAAGUACUGAAGCAGAUUUCUAAUGAUUAUGGUGGUGUUACCGUAAGCUUCCCUAGAAAUGGCUCAAACAGUAGUAAAGUAAUUUUGAAAGGAGCUAAGGACUUCCUUGAAGGGGCCAAACAGCGCUUGCUGGAAAUAGUGGAAGAUUUGGAUGCCAUGGUGACAUUUGAGUGUGUUAUUCCUCAAGAACAUCAUCGUACUGUUUUGGGAACAAGAGGUACUAAGGUUCAAAAUAUUCAGCGCCAAUAUAAUGUAACUAUUAAGUUCCCUGACCGAGAAAGAGCUGAAGAUUCUGAUAAAGUUACAAUGAAUGGGGAUGCUCACUCUGAUGGACCAGAAGGUGAAACCAACCAGAGAGAUAUUAUCAUUAUUAAGGGGAGACAAGAAAAUUGUGAAGCUGCUGCUAAAGCAUUAAAGGACAGUGUCCCAAUUACUGAAGAAAUGGAAGUGCCAUAUGACCUUCAUCGUUUUAUCAUUGGCCAGAAAGGCAAAGACGUCCGAAGCAUGAUGGAAACGUAUGAUGUCAACAUAAUCAUUCCUCCUCAAAAUGAGCAAUCUGAUGUUAUCACUAUUAAGGGGCCACCAGAAAAUGUUGCAAAAGCUAAAGAGGCUCUGAAAGAAAGGAUUGAACAGUUGGAAUUGGAAAAACAAGAUAGACUGUUGAGAAGCUUUCAACUGACUGUUGAAGUAGAUCCUCAGUAUCAUCCCAAAAUUAUUGGUCGCAAUGGAGCCGUUAUUUCUAAAAUUCGAAAAGAUCACAAUGUGCAGAUCAAUUUCCCUGAACGGGAUAGUGCCAAUGAUAAAGUAAUUACUAUAACAGGAUAUGAAAAAGAUACCGAGGCUGCUAAGGAAGCUAUUUUGAAAUUGGUCCAAGAGCAAGAGGAUAUGUAUAAGGAGGAAGUUUCUAUUGACGCUCGCGUUCAUUCUCGCAUUAUUGGAAGCCGAGGCCGCAAUGUUGUCAAAAUUAUGGAUAUGUUCAAAGUUGACAUUCGCUUCCCUCGAUCAUCUGAUCCAGAUCCUGAUUUAGUUGUAAUCCAAGGUGCUGAAGAUGAUGUCCUGGAUGCUAAAGAUCAUCUCCUGAAUCUCGAGGAAGAAUAUAUACAAGACUUGAGAGAGAGGGAUCUGAUGCGGCAAUAUACCAUGCCACCCAGUCGCAAUGGCACCCAUGAGCAUGAAACCAACCGCAAUGACAAAGGCUUUGUCGUUAAAGGGGCUCCAUGGGACAAGAAGGGUGCAGCUCCAGAUACCACAAAUACACAAGAAUUCCCGUCCUUUGGCUCCGGGGGAGAUAUGCCUCCCAAGCCUGUAGCCUGGGGUCCCUCGCGCCGUUAAAUAUGCAAUGAAAAAAAAUUAUAUUUUCUGCAAUAGCUCUGCAAUUCCUUUUGGGCAUAUAGAGGAGUUUGGGGCUUUUGCAUAGAUUUCAGAAUCUCCUAGUGCCACACCUCACUCAUCUGUUCCGGAAGUGUUCUUCCAAAAUAAAAAUGAAAAAUAUGUCUGCAAUAUUUGGACAGCUUUUGGGGUGAUGGUAUCAAUAUUUUUUUAGCUAAUAUACCAUGGGUAGGUUUUUACAUUCGUUCAAGCCAAACAUUGCUGUUUCAUAAAAUUGUUUUUUGAAUUUGCCUGUUGUAAAAACGAAUCAACUUUUCCCCACUUGUUUCCAGUCACUUGAAACUAUCUAUGCAAUCAGUGUAUUUUUCUGCAGAGCAAUAAUUAACUUUAAGAAAGUUAACAACUCUACUUUAAAUGUGGACAUUUGUUUACCAAUUGAAUUUUUAUGUAUAGAGAUAAUUCUAUAAUUUGAUUCAGUGUGAUAAGGUGCUAUGAAUGUAUAAUUUUGUAAAGUUCUACCUGAUUGCUGAGCAAUAGUGUGUUUGAAUGAAAUUUCGGCAUAUCAACUUUAUUUUGAGGUGUUGCGCCUGGGGUUGUUAUAUGAAACAGAAUAGAUUUAUCUGGUGCCAUGCAAUUGUUUAAAGACACCAGAUAAUCGGAUUCUUUGUAUAUUCCUCCAGAUUGUAUUAUAAAAAUGAAAUAAAAGAACUUUCCAGUA
Argiope bruennichi is the source of this 4685-nucleotide messenger RNA. It is a transcript of the gene Dp1, whose product is annotated as vigilin-like. NCBI's taxonomy places the organism in Eukaryota, Metazoa, Arthropoda, Arachnida, Araneae, Araneidae. Gene Ontology annotation, cellular component: cytoplasm; nucleus. Bases 191 to 3970 code for a protein of 1259 amino acids. The transcript is spliced from 23 exons. Gene Ontology annotation, molecular function: mRNA binding. The record is from RefSeq and is a predicted model, not a curated record.